CUUGAUAAGUAAACAAUAAGUAAAAUCACGUAAAAUGCCGUUUAUGAUAGGUAAAGAUCCUGUGCGGCGAACGAUACAAUAUUUAAUGUCUGGCAGGUUAAUCCUGAAGGAUAAAAUACAGAUAUUAUCUAUCAAUUAUAACUCGCGAGGUGAACAUCAUAAAGGUGCAAGAGAUUUCGUAUAUUGGCAUGUAUGCCAAGUACAACAUAAAAAUCCAAAUGUACAAAUAGCUACUAUUAAAAACAUGACACCAUCACCGUUCAUAAAAUGCUAUUAUGAAGAUGGCAAGACAAUGUUAAUAGAUAUAGAUAGCAAGACUAAAGACGAAAUACUUCAACAUCUUAUAAGAGUCAUAGGAAAAUCAAAGGAUGUAUUAGCCAAGGAAGCUAUUGCACAAGAAAAAAAAGAAAAUCCAGCAAAUUUUGGUGUUGGUUGUGUAAAAAGUUGUAUGUGUAAUAUCUUUGGACAAGUACCUUGUCCUUCUGUAGUACCUCUACCAGAUCACAUGCGUGCGAAGAAAAUAUUUGAGAAACUAAACAAUCAAUAGACAAGUUAUGUAUUAAAAAUUUUUUAUUAUUAAAUAAAUGCAUGAAUUUCAGUUUUA
Molecule: messenger RNA, 604 nt
Organism: Odontomachus brunneus
Lineage: Eukaryota; Metazoa; Arthropoda; Insecta; Hymenoptera; Formicidae
Gene: mRpS25
Product: probable 28S ribosomal protein S25, mitochondrial
Exons: 3
Coding region: 35-547 (170 amino acids)
Cellular component (GO): mitochondrion
Molecular function (GO): structural constituent of ribosome
Source: RefSeq, a predicted model, not a curated record